AUGCCUGAACACACUCACGGCAAGGCUACGUCCAAUGGCAUCCCGCUGCCCGACUUCGAGCUUCCGUACCCUGACAAGCCUGAGGUCAUCACUGAGAACCUCAUGAAGCUCGCAGCGCUCACCAAGGACGACCGCGCUCGCUUCCUCAAGGUCAACCUCAUCAGGCACCUCCACCAGUUCAUCACCGAGACGAGCUUGACCACGAAAGAAUGGAUGUCCGCCAUCCAGUUCCUCACCGCUACUGGCAAACAGUGCACGGACAUCCGGCAGGAGUUCAUCCUUCUUUCGGACGUCCUCGGCGUCUCUGCUCUCGUCGACGCGGUCAACAACCCGCCCAUGGAGGGCGUUACUGAGUCCUGUGUUCUCGGACCGUUCUUUACGGAAGACGCACCGGACGUUGAGAUCGGGGAGUCUAUCGCCUCAGAGGGCAAGGGCGAAUAUAUGUACGUUGAGGGUCGUAUCCUUAGCAGCGACGGCAAGCCGAUCCCCGACGCGGUCAUUGAGACGUGGGAGACGGACGAGAGCGGCUACUACGACACCCAGUACGACAACCGCGACAAGCCCGACUGCAGAGGACGUCUCAAGUCCGACAAGGAUGGCCACUUCGCCUUCCGCGCAGUCGUCCCUGUGGCCUACCCGAUCCCUGCAGACGGACCUGUCGGAGACCUGCUUCUCCUCUUCAACCGACACAACGUGCGGCCGAACCACCUGCACCUCAUGAUCCAAGCUCCUGGAUACAGGACACUUAUCACGUCUUUCUACCCCGAAAACGACAAAUACCUGGCAUCCGAUCCGGUGUUUGGCGUCAAGCACUCCCUCGUGGUGAGCUUGGAGGAGGUCAAGAAUGAAGCGGAGGCGCGUAAGCGCGGCUUCCCAAAGGGCGACACCUUCAAGCUUCUCAAGAGGGACAUCGUGCUGGUUCCCGAGGACCAGGCGCAGAAGCGGUACGAGGAGAACGCGGCGAUAUUCUCGAAGAAUGCGCUGAAGGCGUAA
This is a messenger RNA of Epithele typhae, 993 nucleotides long. Its product is annotated as aromatic compound dioxygenase. Gene Ontology annotation, biological process: catechol-containing compound metabolic process. The coding region runs from base 1 to 993 and encodes 330 amino acids. Gene Ontology annotation, molecular function: ferric iron binding; catechol 1,2-dioxygenase activity. The record is from RefSeq and is a predicted model, not a curated record. NCBI's taxonomy places the organism in Eukaryota, Fungi, Basidiomycota, Agaricomycetes, Polyporales, Epitheliaceae. The transcript is spliced from 8 exons.